Messenger RNA from Xiphias gladius (swordfish), 2349 nucleotides. It is a transcript of the gene sephs3, whose product is annotated as selenophosphate synthetase 3. Gene Ontology annotation, cellular component: cytoplasm. Gene Ontology annotation, biological process: L-selenocysteine biosynthetic process. NCBI's taxonomy places the organism in Eukaryota, Metazoa, Chordata, Actinopteri, Istiophoriformes, Xiphiidae. Gene Ontology annotation, molecular function: selenide, water dikinase activity; ATP binding. The transcript has 8 exons. The record is from RefSeq and is a predicted model, not a curated record.
UUUUGGUCAGCUUGACAGCAGCCUAUUACGCAGCGCUUACCGGACACACGCUCCAUUCAGCCUUGCCUCUUUAUUUACUGGUGUACGCGACUGGCGUUGUGCGUUUGAAGUGGUCUUUUAGGCAGGCAUGUCAGGCUCAACUUCCCCGCCUCCCUCGUCAGAGGCUGUGCGGACCGAGAGUUGUUUCCCCCCCGGAUACAAGCCUUUCAAACCCGAGGAACACGGCCUGGAGCGCGGCUUUCGUCUCACAGCCUUUUCGGAGCUGAAGGGAUGAGGCUGCAAGGUCCCGCAGGAGGCUCUGCUCAAACUCCUGGCGGGACUGGAGCCGGACGGGGCCGACGGGACAGGGAAGGCCAGAGACCAAGCAUCGGAGUUCGGCCAACAGUUGCCCGGCCCCCGGCUCGGUGUAGGAAUGGACUGCUGUGUGAUUCCCCUCAGACAUGGAGGACUCUCACUGGUCCAGACCACGGACUUCUUCUACCCUCUGGUGGAGGAUCCCUACAUGAUGGGCAGGAUAGCGUGUGCCAAUGUCCUCAGUGAUCUCUACGCCAUGGGUAUCACAGAGUGUGACAACAUGCUGAUGCUGCUGAGUGUCAGCCAGAAGAUGAACGACAAGGACCGUGAGCGGGUGAUGCCACUAAUUAUUCAAGGGUUUCGAGAUGCAGCAGAGGAGGGGGGGACUUCCGUUACAGGUGGCCAGACUGUGAUCAACCCCUGGAUCAUCGUAGGAGGAGUAGCAUCAGUCGUCUGCCAGCCUAAUGAGUUCAUCAUGCCGGAUGGUGCUGUACCAGGCGACGUCUUGGUUCUGACGAAACCUCUGGGGACGCGGGUGGCUGUGAACGCUCACCAAUGGCUCGAUCAGCCUGAAAGGUGGAACAAGAUCAAGCUAGUUGUCACCAAAGAGGAAGUGAAAGAGGCCUAUCAAGAAGCCAUGUUCUCCAUGGCAACGCUAAACCGCACAGCGGCAGGCCUAAUGCACAAAUUCCAGGCCCACGCUGCAACAGACGUGACAGGUUUCGGGUUGUUAGGGCACGCCAACAACCUGGCAGCACAGCAACGAAACGAGGUGGCCUUUGUUAUCCACAAUUUACCAAUCAUAGCCAAGAUGACUGCCAUCAGUAAAGCAUGUGGAAACCUGUUCAACCUGGUUCAGGGCACAUCAGCGGAGACUUCAGGCGGGCUGCUGGUGUGUCUACCCAGAGAACAGGCGGCCAAGUUUUGCUCAGAGAUGAAGAGCCAGAGCUCUGGAGCUGGAGGUCAGGGGGCAGCGGGCGGAGCGUGGAUAAUCGGAAUCGUAGAGAAAGGCGACCGCCGUGCUCGCAUCAUUGACAAGCCCCGCAUAAUCGAGGUUCCGCCACGAGGAAGCCAAGCAGCAAAUCAGGAAAUCAGCUCUACCAGUCCUGCUCCCAGCCCCAAUUUGUCAUAGACACCGCCAUUCCUCUGGCACUGGUCCUGUGUGUGUGCGCGUGUGUGUGCGCGUGUGUGUGCGCGUGCGUGCAAGUGCGUGCUGAUGUUGCUGUCCAUCUCAUCCUCCUUUUAAGUCAAAAUGUUGAGAACACACAGACCAAAAUCGCUGUCAUCUUUUGCAGUGGGAGAAGGAAUGGACAGCAUACACUAUUAUUUAUCCAUCUUGCGAAGGAGCUGCUUAAAAAGGCAUACUUUUCAGCAUUUUGGAAUGAAAUGUAAAUUCGGGGUUAAUAUGAAGUAUUACCCCAACCACCCUUUUUAUUUACAUCUGCACUCCUCGCCUUUCCUUUUUCCCUUCCCUCUUAGUCCAUAUACUUUAUUGACUUUGUAUAAUUUAUCUAAAUGCAAAAAAAAGGUCUUGAGAGAAAACAUUCCACAUCAAGCUUGCCAAUUCAGCGAAAAAUGAAAAUUGAGUGUAAAUCUGUCUGUGUUUGAGUAUUUUAUCAUUUGACUGGGAUGCUUUGCUGUGGGGAAGUGGAGCAGGGAGUUUUCAUGACUUUCAUGAUUUUUUUUUUUUUUUUUUUUUUUUUGAAGUGGAUGAUGUUAAUGUCUCAUGUUGGUGAAUGUAUCGUUUGGUAAAGAGAUGGUUCACCGGCCCUGGCACCUGGCUCUGCCCACACAGCCCAGAGGAAGGCUUGAGCAGCUUCCUUUGGACCAGCUGGGCAGUGCUCAGAAUGUCCGUCUGUCAGCUGAUUGGCUGUCCAGCACCAAGUCCCUCCCACCCUUCCUUUUUAUGAAGCUCUGCCUUUUAAACCCCAGCCAACAGGGGCAGGUGGAGUGGAUGUUUGCCUUUGGAUCGGGGUCGGACUUAGACUGUUGGGGGUCUAAAGCUGUGUUUGUAGGUUUCCUUUUCACAAUCAAUAAAAUCAUCAUCAAAUCCAA